Molecule: messenger RNA, 1575 nt
Organism: Hibiscus syriacus
Lineage: Eukaryota; Viridiplantae; Streptophyta; Magnoliopsida; Malvales; Malvaceae
Exons: 4
Coding region: 177-1565 (462 amino acids)
Biological process (GO): oxidative RNA demethylation
Cellular component (GO): nucleus; cytoplasm
Molecular function (GO): ferrous iron binding; oxidative RNA demethylase activity; broad specificity oxidative DNA demethylase activity
Source: RefSeq, a predicted model, not a curated record
UCUUUCGUCUUUCGUCAAAACAAAAACACUGACUCUUCGAAAUCCGGCGGAGAAUCGAAAUCUUCGCCGGCAAGCUUAUCGUCGCCCACCUUUACUCUCCCUUGACUCUUCGGUGAACUCAAUCGUCUCUAACGGCGCAUUUAAUUUAGCACCUUCGCCUAUCCUUUAUAAAAAAAAUGCUUGCUUUACAGCGAAUAACUCGAUUCGACCAUUGUCGCUUAUCAACUGCUGCCCUUAUCUCUCGCCAAAUUUCUCUUCCAUAUUGUUUUAUGAAGAAGAUGAAUGCUUCCCAGAAACACAUUUCCAGCAAUUCUGUAUAUUCGUCGAAACAACAUAUUACUGCUCAAAAGCCCUUUGGCAAUGAAUCUUCUGCUGAAGAAACAAGCCAAUCUUCUUUGGGGGGAAAUAUAAAUCAGAAGCAAUUUCAAUCAAGCUAUGAGAAAAACUUUCCUUCAUUGUCUGUGAAUGUUGGUUCUAGUUCUAAAGGUAAGAACUUUGAAAAUUGGAGAAAAAGGACUGGUUCAGCAUUCGAGCUGAUGCAAGAAGCUAUUAAUUCUUCUGAACUCGAAGGGAUUGCAAUCCUACAGGAAGACGGCGGAACCUGGAUUGAUUUGGGAUUGCGGCCGAGGCCUCGUCCUGCUAAUUCAUCUGAACAUGAGGGAAUUGUGAGCUUGCAGGAAUCUGAAUAUGAGGGAGUUGUGAAGGUUGCAAGCGUGCAGGAAGAAAAUUAUUUUCCUAGCCAUUUUGGAAAGAAGAAGGUUUAUCGUAAAUACUUCGAAAAAUCCAAUAAUGUUGUUGGUACUAAGAGCUCUGAUUGUUCCGAGGGUUUGCCUAAGCCUGAAAGGUUCAAUAUAUGCUUACCUCGAUUUAGAGAUAUCAAAGCACAAGAAAUCCUAAGGCCUGGAAUGGUUUUGCUGAAACAUUAUAUAUCCCUUCGUGAUCAGAUCAAUAUAGUCAAAACGUGCAAUUCACUUGGUGAAGGCCCUGGGGGAUUUUAUAGGCCAGGCUACAAAGAUGGAGCAAAACUUAGACUUCACAUGAUGUGUCUUGGUUUGAAUUGGGAUCCUCAGACAAGAAAAUACGAUAAGCGACAUCCAGUUGAUAAUUGUGAGCCACCCGAGAUUCCGCUGGGAUUUCGUCUCCUGGUUCAAAGUGCAAUCAAAGAUGCUCAUUGCCUGAUCAAGAAGGAUUCUGAUAUGGUCAAUCCAGAAGAUAUACUUCCUUCAAUGACUCCAAACAUAUGCAUCAUAAAUUUCUAUUCAAUUCAUGGUCGACUCGGCCUCCAUCAGGAUCGAGACGAAAGCAGAGAUAGUCUCUAUAAAGGAUUACCUGUUGUCUCUUUCUCCAUCGGUGAUUCUGCCGAAUUCCUAUAUGGUGAUGGGAGGGAAAUUGACCAAGCCAAGAAAGUGUUAUUAGAAUCGGGGGACGUACUAUUAUUCGGCGGUGAAUCCCGAAUGGUGUUUCAUGGGGUUCCAUCCAUCGUCCCAUCCUCCGCUCCUGAGCCUCUUAAAACCAAAACCGGGCUUCGACACGGUCGUCUUAAUCUGACCUUCAGACAAAUUUGAAAACCUUGAA